GUCGCUGGAAGAGAUAACGGAGCAAACCAGCUCACUGUGGCAUUCUGCUCUCUGGACAGGACCAACCCCUACUCUCUGACUCUCACCAAUACUGGUCUUUCUUGAUCUGAGAUUCUUCCUACUCUGCCUUCUACAGCUUUCAUUGAUCUAAGAGUCUAGAGGCUUGUGUUUUGCGGAGGCCUAUUGAGGACCACUGUUCAUCAUGGGUUCCGUGCGGUGUACGCCACCUGUCCCACUCCCCACAAACCUACCUGUCCUAGAGGCCAAAGUAGAUGACUUGAGUCACAAGUUAGAUGAGCUCCUCUCCAGACAAAUAGGUUCCUGUUCCAUCUGCUCCACCUGCAGUCUGCACAGCGGCCAGCCAGAGGCAACAGAAAGGCAGCUUGUGGCCCAGUCCAGGCUGCUAGAGAACUUUGAGAGGAAGAUCGGUGAGAUGCAGAGGACCUUAGAGGCCCUGGCCAAAGGUCUGGCGCAAAGGAAAUCCCACACCUGCCAGGAAGCUGCCCCAGCCCCACCCAUUGAGCCAUCACCUAGAACAGUAUAUCUGCCAGCCAAGACCUCACUAGUCACUUCUAAGGAUGAGAUCUCGGAUCAGUUGGAGACAAACAGACAGCAGGAUAAGACACAACACACUCCUACCACCCCAGCAAAGAAAGAGACGGAUGCAAAGAAAACAUUGACACGGCUGGCAGUAGCAGUUUUCCCAUCAAUGGCGGACACUCAAAAGAUUUUGACUCAGACAAGGACCACAGUGACGAAGAACCAAGCGGUGACAUCCAUCGAGGAGUCACUUAGGACAGCAUCUCUGCCAGUCAGUGAUUCAUUAAGCACGGAAAAGGCUGAGACCCUGAAUCAGUUUGAGACGAACAGACACCAGGAAACAAAGCAACAGACUCCUAUCGCUCCUGCAAAGAAAGGGGUGUCUGCUGGUAUGGGAGCAGAGCAAAGAGACUGUGUUGGAGAGCAGUGGAUUGGAGGGAACCAGCAGGGGGUCAGAGGUCAACCAAUGGCAGCAGAUUCCCACAGACAGAGUGAAACUAAAAGGGGUUGGAUGAGAGAAGUUCCAGCUGUAGCGGUUGUCCCAUCAAUGGCGGACACUCCAAGGACUGAGACGAGGACCACAGUGGCGGAGAACCAAGCAGCUGCUCCAUCAAGUUCCACCCCCGCACCAAAAAAGCAGUCUGGGUUGGCUGUCCUUAUGCCAACUGUGGAAAGCUCCUCCCUCAGACAAGUGCACAGCUGUCCAGAGUCCUUGCAGAGGCUCCAGAGUUCAAGGCCCAAGCCCCAGUCUGUCUGCCCUGCCCGUAGACCUGCUGUUGGGAAGACCUGCAGUGUUUUGGGAGGGGCUAGUCCAGUUGCAGCCAGUGGAAUACAGAUCAUAGUAGUCCCUACUACAGCAGAAAGGACCUGGCCCAAGUCCCCUACCAAAACUUGCCAUAAGGUCAUAGAUGACGUUCCCCCGCAGCCAGCUCCUUUCCUUCACCGCUGUGUGUCUUUGCGAUCCAACCCCCCAUCUGACACCUUCAUCAUCCACACCAGAGAGGUGCUGGGGAGCGGACGCUUUGGCAAGGUGCACAAAUGCACUGAAAAAUCCUCUGGACUAAAGCUUGCAGCUAAGAUAAUCAACACACGAACUGCUAAAGAAAAGGAAAGGGCAAAUAACGAGGUGCAGGCAAUGAACCAGCUGAGUCAUCCCAACAUCCUCCAGCUCUACGAGGCCUUUGAGGCCAAGCACCAGCUGGUGUUAAUUCUGGAAUAUGUUGAGGGCGGGGAGCUGUUUGACAGGAUUGUGGAUGAGAGCGCACCACUGACCGAGGUGGACGCCAUGGUGUUUGUCAAGCAGAUCUGUGAAGGGGUCAGCUACAUGCAUCAGAUGUACGUCCUCCACCUCGACCUGAAACCGGAGAAUAUCCUUUGUGUGAAUCGAACUGGCCAUCAGGUGAAGAUUAUCGACUUUGGGCUGGCAAGAAGAUACAGGCCGCGGGAGAAGCUCAGAGUCAAUUUUGGAACCCCUGAAUUUCUGGCCCCAGAGGUGGUCAACUUUGAUUUUGUGUCCUUUCCCACAGACAUGUGGACCUUAGGGGUUGUCACUUAUAUGCUUCUAAGUGGCCUUUCACCCUUCCUGGGUGAUGAUGAGAGCCAGACCCUCAACAACGUCCUCUCUGCCAACUGUUCUUUUGAGGAUGAGGCCUUUGAGCACAUCUCAGCAGAGGCCAAGGACUUUAUCUCUCACCUUCUGGUCAAGGAGAGGGGAGGGCGAAUGAGUGCUUUACAGUGUCUAAGACAUCCGUGGCUCAACAACAUUGCAGAGAAGGCCAAGGGCAGCAAUAUAGUACUGAAGUCCCAGGUCCUGCUGAAGAAAUACCUGGCCAAGAAACUAUGGAAGAAAAACUACAUUGCGAUAGCAGCAGCCAACAGAUUCAAGAAGAUCAGCAGCGGUGGGGAACUGACCUCUCUGGAUACGGAGACGGAUACAAUACCUAUAGCAACGUAACAAUGUCACCCAUUAAUACAGUACCUGCACUGCCGCCUUACAAUGUCAGCCCUGUGAAAUCUGUACUGACCUACGCUGGACAAACUGCAUACUUGUAAAGACCUCCCACAUAAUCAGUCAGAGAAGGUACUCUUGUCAUGGUCUGUCUGUGUAAACAAAACUGAAGACAGUGUGUGAAUAAAUAGUGGCUACACAACAUAAUUUCACUCAUAAAAUGAACAGCAAUUUUGUACUUUAAUAUUUUUUCUUGUGUGGAAAUGUAUGGAAGCGGAUUCAUGCCAAAAGAUAUGACACUACAUCUAUAAAGGAAAUAGUGAAAUUGUUUUGUAAUUUUAAACGUAACCUUUAUUUUACUAGGCAAGUCAGUAAAAAAAAAAAUCUUAUUUACAAUGACGGCCUACCUCACUCAAACCCGGACGAUGCUGGGCCAAUUGUGUCCCCAUGGGACUCCCAUUCACGGCCGGAUGUGAUACAGCCUGGAUUCGAACCAGGGUGUGUGUAGUGACGCCUCAAGCACUGAGGUGCAGUGCCUUAGACCGCUGUGCAACUCAAUAACGACAAACCAAUCCAAUCUAAUAGGUACUUUAUUGUUUACAUUCAUACAAUAAGAAAAUGCUUCAAAGAUAAUAUGAUAAGAGCAGUUCAGCAAUUCUUGUUUUGUAUCUUCUUCUAUAGGGUGAUGGAACAAAAAGCUAGAGCCUUGUCCUAAGAGCUAACGAGGAUGUGAUGCCUGCAUACUAGUAACGCUUCCAGCUAAUUUUACUGCAGGCAACAAUGCAAUUGAAUUAAAUGGAAUCCUCAUUCAAUACAAUAUGAUGGGAACUUAACUAUUGGGCAUAACAUCCUUUCGUCAAUAUGCUAAGCUAACCUCAAUACAAAUCUAUUACUAUAAAGUGUGCGUUCGUUGAACUGACAAAAAUAAUCUCUAAACAAAUGUUUUCUCUGCAAUUACAAGUUGCUCUUUUCUGAGGUAGUCAAAGGACGCGUUCCAGGCUGACUACAUUUCAGACAGUUGCAUUGCAUCAACCAAUGGUUGCAUGCUACUUAAUUGACUGCGCAGUCAGGCCUCAGAUUGAUAUAUCAUAUGAUGUGGUUAGGUGAUAUGUUAAAACACCUGAAGGUGUUGAGAUUUGGCAGGCGUCUGCAAUGUAGUCUGUCUAAAACGCUGCCAACAAAUAUACAAUCAUCAUGGGCGUGGAGGAACUGAUCUCUACAUAUCAGGAAAGGAUACAAUACAUAAGUACUGGUAAAAGAGACAAUGUUCAAGGAGGAGAGAUGUUAUUCUGUACUGAUUGUUCAUUUUUAUGUAACAGUUACCUCCACGCAAAGAAAGAAACGGGUACUGUAAUAGGAUAAGGUAGAGGUAGAGAGUUUAUGGGUCAAUCAAUGUCACUGUCUGUUGUAUCUAAACAAAACAAGCAAUUUGAUGAAGAAAAUCUACAUUUUCACUUUAGAUCUAAUGGCACAAGUUAGAGCCAAAGUAACUAGGAAAGAGAUUAAAAUGAUAUACCCUAACCCCAAAGGACAGAGUUCUGUAUUCAUCUCUUCAUCUAGGAGAGCAUGUUGUUGAGGUAAAAGGAACAAACAUUUCAUAAGACAUCAAUUCUAUCCUUUCAUAAUGUCUUAAGUGCUUAAAGCCAGUCAAUAGAGUAGACACCCAAGAGGCACAACAGUAGCAUUUUUUUAAGACGUCGGUGCAACAUUUCACUGAAUAAAGGAUAAAGUCAAUGAUAUGCAGUAAUAUGAAACCCAUUUCAGUAACACUCUCUAAAGCAGUGUUUGACAAACCUCUCCUCAAGUACCCCCUGCCAUUCCACUUACUUGGUAUAUUCCAGAACAAGCACAGUUGAUUGAACUGGUCAACUAAUAAUCAAGCUCUUGAUUACUUGAAUCAGGAUUGCUAAUACUGUCUGGAACAGACCAAAUAAUUGGAAUGGGGGUCCUGGAUAGAGGUUUGGGAAACUGCUUUAAAGGGAUUUUAAAAUCAAACAUCUCUAGUUUUUGUAUAAAUAAGCAGAACAUGAUAACACAAGUACACUUUUACGUAAGCUGCUGUUAAAUAUCUAACAUGACCAUUGUCAUACAAGUGACUAACAUUAUUGGAAAACAAGAUGAGUGGCAGGUGUCAUGCAGCACUUAUGUCCACAUUGUAUAGACCUUAUGCGGUCUUUUCUGAACAAAGUGCAACCAUUUGGCCUAUUUCUAACAGGUUUCAAUAAAACAACAUUUUGGUUGCUAAAACACA
Oncorhynchus keta (chum salmon) is the source of this 4739-nucleotide messenger RNA. It is a transcript of the gene mylk2, whose product is annotated as myosin light chain kinase 2. The coding region runs from base 203 to 2494 and encodes 763 amino acids. Gene Ontology annotation, cellular component: cytoplasm; nucleus. Gene Ontology annotation, biological process: positive regulation of apoptotic process; protein phosphorylation; intracellular signal transduction. NCBI's taxonomy places the organism in Eukaryota, Metazoa, Chordata, Actinopteri, Salmoniformes, Salmonidae. Gene Ontology annotation, molecular function: protein serine/threonine kinase activity; ATP binding. The transcript has 17 exons. The record is from RefSeq and is a predicted model, not a curated record.